AUGCUCGUUGACCAAGAACUGUCAAAUCUAUCAAAACUUGAAUUGAUGAGCCGCAAAAAAGCAAAUGUCUUAAAAUUGAUUGACCUAAAGUAUAGUGUAUUUCUAACUGGAAGGGGCGGAAGUGGUAAAUCGUUUUUGUUAAAAAAAAUUGUAAAUAAAGAAUCUGAUCGUGGUGGUUGUGUUGUCACUGGUUCUACCGGUAUUGCAGCAGCCAAUAUUGAGGGAAUAACACUUCAUUCGUUUGCUGGAAUUGGCACAGGGACAAAGUCAGCACACAAGCUACUGGGGAUUGUCCUAUCAAAUGAACAAGCUGUCCAGCGUUGGAAGGAAUGUAGACUUUUCAUUGUAGACGAAAUCUCCAUGAUAGGAUCGGCCUUAUUUGAGAAGUUAGACUUUGUCGCACAAGGGACAAGGCAGAGUUCACAGCCAUUUGGUGGAAUCCAAUUGUUGUUGGCUGGGGAUUUUUCCCAACUCCUGCCUGUAAGCAAAGAGAGUGGCGAAAAGCAGAAAUAUUGUUUUCAUUCUCCUCUGUGGAAAAAAUGUCUGGACUUUAGUGUGGAACUGACCAGUGUUUAUAGACAGAAUGAACAUGCUCUCUUAAAUCUUCUUGAAGACGUGAGAAAUGGGCAGAUUUCUAUAACCUCGUGCAAUCUAUUAAACCAGUUAACCCGUGAGCUACCAUGCCAUCCUUUAGAUGAAGUCAGAUUAUUCCCUCGCAAAGAAGAUGCUGCAAAAGCAAAUGAUAAAUGCUUCGAUCUUCUACCCGGAGAGACAUUCCACUUCCAAUCUCAAGAUGCAGGUGAGAAGUCAGAACUUGAUAAAAGAUGUUCAGCUUCUUCCUAUUUAUCUUUGAAAGUGAAUGCAAGAGUAGUUUUGCUAAAAAAUUUAGACAAAACACUAGUUAAUGGUAUGAGAGGAACAGUCAUCAGGUUUAAUGAAGGGUAUCCUGUCAUUCGUUUUGACAAUAGUCGAGUGCAUAUUAUACAACCAACCCAAUUUAUUGUUGAGAAUGAUAAUAGGGUGUUAGGAACGCGCACCCAAGUGCCACUUGAUUUAUGUUAUGGUAUGACAAUCCACAAAAGCCAAGCAUCAAGUUACAGUUUUGUUGAAGUCGACUUAAACAAAGUUUUCGAAGAAGGGCAAGCAUAUGUUGCAUUAUCACGGUCUGAGACAUUGUCUGGUUUACAUGUAUUAAAUUUCAAUGAGAAGAUGAUUAAACCUAAUGAAUGUGUUAAACAGUUUUAUAAGACAUUAAACUCUCAGGAGGAAAUUGAGCAAUGUUUUGAAGUGUUACCACCAAAUGUCAGAGAGACUACUAAUUUGGGCAAAGUAAAUCUGGCUGGCACAAUACCAUUUAAGAGUCCAGCAUGUGAACCUGAUAUUGCCAUUCUUCAAGAAGUGAACACCCAACAGAAAAUGAAAUUCAACAUGACAGAUUUGCAUGCAGCUUUGCAAUGGCUGAAACAACAUGUGGUAAGUGACAAAUUAAAGGAAUUUUUUAAAGUAUUAAAACUUAUACCCUGUGAUAAUGUGAAAGACCUUGAUCCUCACCUUAUUAACUUUAUGAUAUGGUUAAUUCAGUAUUUUACUCAGCAAACUGCUUCUGCAGAGAAAACUAAUGAAAUUGGUAUCACUAUUUUGGAACAAAAACAAUGGGGUAAUAUAACAGCUCAACUUCAUUCCUUAUUACGAUCCAACCUACUAUUAGAUAGGUGGAAACAGUGUUUACAGUUUAUUGGAAUGUCAGACGUUGAUGUUGAUUUGUGUGGCUUACACAGAAAGGCUUGCAUAGCAUUUACUCGGGCAAUGUAUGAGACAUAUUUGAAUAUUCGUGCAAAAAAAGACAAAAGACACAUUUGCAGGUGA
This is a messenger RNA of Paramuricea clavata, 1866 nucleotides long. NCBI's taxonomy places the organism in Eukaryota, Metazoa, Cnidaria, Anthozoa, Malacalcyonacea, Plexauridae. The record is from the annotation of a GenBank genome assembly.